AUGAUAAAUAAUUUAUUUUUAAUUUUCGACCCCUCAACUUCAACUAAUUUUAGUAAUAAUUGAUGAUCUUUAAUUCUAUGAUUUUUAAUUAUUCCUUAUUUUUAUUGAAUUUCUCCUUCUUUAUUUUCAAUUUCCUGAAAAAANCUGCUAAAAAUUUUUUUUCAGGAAAUUGAAAAUAAUUUAAAAUCUUAUAAAACAAAAANUUGUUUAAUUAUUUCUGCAAUUUUUAUUUUUAUUCUUUGUAUUAAUAUUUAUGGUCUUUUACCUUAUGUAUUUACAGCUUCUAGUCAUCUAAUUUUUACUAUGUUUUUCGCCUUUCCUUUAUGAAUUAGAAUUAUUAUUUUUCUUAUUUUAAAUAAAAUUAACAUAAUAAUAGCACAUUUUGUACCUCUAGGUUCUCCCAUUUUCUUAAGUUUNUUUAUAGUUAUUAUUGAAACUGUAAGAAACUUAAUUCGACCUAUUACUUUAUCUGUUCGAUUAAUAGCUAAUAUAAUUAGAGGUCAUUUACUUCUCCAUCUUCUUUCUUCAAUUUCUUUAUUUGGUGAAAUUUAUUUAUUUUUAUCAUUACCAUUUAUAAUAAUUUUAUUAUUAUUAGAAUCAGCUGUUGCAUUUAUUCAAAGAUUUGUUUUUGUCAUUUUAAUUUCAUUAUAUAUUAAUGAAACAUAA
Dermacentor andersoni is the source of this 666-nucleotide messenger RNA. NCBI's taxonomy places the organism in Eukaryota, Metazoa, Arthropoda, Arachnida, Ixodida, Ixodidae. The record is from the annotation of a RefSeq genome assembly.